Molecule: messenger RNA, 1038 nt
Organism: Dendroctonus ponderosae (mountain pine beetle)
Lineage: Eukaryota; Metazoa; Arthropoda; Insecta; Coleoptera; Curculionidae
Product: biotinidase
Source: RefSeq, a predicted model, not a curated record
CCUGUAUAAUCAAAAUCUGCUGCACACACGUAAAAGAUUUUUGUGAAAUCCAGGAAAUGUAAUUAUUUUAUUAAUUGUUUAGCCUCUAGCACCCAUAUUUUCCUUUUUUUAGCAAGUCUUCGACUUUUUAUAGUUGAAAGUACAAUUAGAGCAGCAACAAGUUUUCUCGACAUUUUCAAGCCGAAAGUGAUCGACUGAAAAUAGAAAGAAAAGAAGAAAAAAAGUAGCGUGCAACUCGCCGUCUAGUGAACACAGCACGGCAACAAUCAACUUGUUGCGAUACAAAAGUAUCCAGUGGACCCGUAGCUAGAGAUUCAUUAAUUUCUUGAAAUGUGAGCAUCUCAAUCAUGUUUCUCAGAAAAACGUUUUUGCAUCGACUGAAUUCCUUAUUACUGAUAAUACCAGUCAUAAUUUAUGAUGGAAAGUCGACCAAGCCAAAUUCGUUGGAAAACAUGGGGUUGCUAGAAUUAGAAAUGUUCAUGCUCAUUACUCAUUCUAAUCAUGUGGUAUCAGUUGUUAGAUAAACCCAGAUCUUUAGGUAAACCCAAAGCUACACGCACACGCACACCUUUUUCCAUGUAUUUAUCAAAUUUAUCAGGUCUUUGCGCAAGUAAUGCUUAUCUAAAGUAAAUAGGCUUAGCACGGAUCAAAUAUUUCCGAUCUAUAAUUAAACGUGCAACCCACAAUUUUAAAUUGUUGGCGUUCAAUACGCACCCUUCUCAACCGCACGUAAAGUAUCAUAACGGCAUAAUAAUGUUCUGUGUGAUUGGUGUGAUUGUGUGCUGUUUAAUGCAUGGUUCGUCUGCGGAUUAUAUUGGGGCGGUGGUUGAGUACAAUCAUGUGCCCAGUGAGAACUCGAGCUUAACUGUCGAGGAAAAUCUGGAGCACUACCUGUAUCAAAUCAGUCAGGCGAGCGUAUUUGGUGCCCAAAUUAUCGUAUUUCCUGAGUAUGGGUUAACUGGAUUGGUGCAGCAGCCGGACGACUAUGCAGUCUGGAUACCUGACGUCGGCACCGAGGGCUUUCUAUCGGAAGCCUAU